Molecule: messenger RNA, 543 nt
Organism: Bathycoccus prasinos
Lineage: Eukaryota; Viridiplantae; Chlorophyta; Mamiellophyceae; Mamiellales; Bathycoccaceae
Source: the annotation of a RefSeq genome assembly
AUGCCUCAACUCGAUAAAGUUUCGUAUUUUACACAAUUUUUUUGGCUCACUCUCACAAUUUCGGUUUUCUAUCUCACACUCCUCAAAUUUUAUUUACCAAAAAUUACAAGGGUUCUCAAAAUGAGAGAACAUAAAGUUAGCCUCACACAAGAGAGCAAAGAAAAUACUUACGAGCAAGAACAAGAACGAGUUCUCCAAACGAUGCAACAAGCAGUUCGAAAAAGUUUAAAUCAAUCAAAACAAGCGCUUCAAAGUAGUUUUGAAACAACCGCGGGGUGGGUAGAAAAAACCGUACAAAAAACGAACCAAGAGCAUUUCCAAAAUGUACAAACACAAUACCAAGCGAAACUUGGGGACGAGAUUACUGCGAAUAACAUGACGAAAAAUCAAUUGAAAAAACUUUUACCUAUGUCGGCUUACCCUGCAUGCGGUUUUACACACUCUGGUCACACCUUUGUACAAGAGUACUUUCUACGAAAACUUUUCGGGCCUUUGACCGCGAAAGGGAAGGGUGGAAAGAAAGGUACGAAGAAGAAACGUUAA